Paraglomus occultum is the source of this 137-nucleotide messenger RNA. The record is from the annotation of a GenBank genome assembly. Lineage: Eukaryota; Fungi; Glomeromycota; Glomeromycetes; Paraglomerales; Paraglomeraceae.
ACGUUGCUCAAUGCUUACAGCUGGUAAAUGCGAGAGUUGAGAUAAUGGACGCGUGCGAUUUCGUGCUAGAGAUUGUUCGUACAACUGAAGUCCUCAACGCCAUGCCAAAUUUAGAUUAUCAGUCUUGCUCCGUGUAG